Molecule: messenger RNA, 2446 nt
Organism: Nicotiana attenuata
Lineage: Eukaryota; Viridiplantae; Streptophyta; Magnoliopsida; Solanales; Solanaceae
Product: putative endoplasmic reticulum metallopeptidase 1-A
Exons: 15
Coding region: 155-2446 (763 amino acids)
Biological process (GO): proteolysis
Molecular function (GO): metalloexopeptidase activity
Source: RefSeq, a predicted model, not a curated record
CCUUAGUAUUGAGAAGCCGAAGGAGCCGAAUCCGGACAAGCAAAUACGAAUUCUAGCAGAUACCACACUCUGACGAAAACCUCUCCGCAGGUGUAUUGUGAUUAGUUCUUUGUAUACGAUUAGAGUACUGUAUCAAAGAAGAAAAGAAGAAGUGAUGGCGUGGAGGCUGAGCAGCGGUGAUAUAGCCGGAUUCAGAAUACUGUUUAGUGUGGGGAUAUUGUACGGAUUGAUAUCGGUGCUGGUAUACUCCAUCAUUCACAUGAAGUUCAUCACACCACUUGGGAUGGAGGCUCCUCUUGAUCGCUUCUCUGAGGGCAGAGCUGUUGAGCAUGUUCGCGUCUUGUCUAAAGAUAUCGGCGGUCGCCAGGAAGGGCGUCAAGGUUUGAAACAAGCAGCUCAAUAUAUUAAGACACAGUUGGAAAUGAUGAAGGAGCGAGCUCGGCCUGGUAUUAGAAUAGAGAUAGAGGAGACCAUUGUUAAUGGCUCCUUCAACAUGGUCUUUUUAUGGCAUGGCAUUUCUCUGGCUUAUAGAAAUCAUAAAAAUAUCGUUAUGAGAAUCUCAUCAGUGGAUUCAGGAGAAACUGAUACUGCAGUUUUGGUCAAUGGCCAUUUCGAUACUGCACCUGGUUCUCCAGGAGCUGGUGAUUGUGGUUCAUGUGUUGCAUCGAUGCUCGAGCUAGCAAGACUCUCUAUAGAUUCUGGCUGGAUUCCACCUAGACCAGUUAUAUUUCUAUUUAAUGGAGCUGAAGAACUGUUUAUGCUGGGUUCGCACGGUUUCAUAACCACGCAUAGAUGGAACGAGACGGUUGGAGCAUUUAUAGAUAUUGAAGCUUCUGGGACCGGAGGCUUUGAUUUAGUUUGCCAAUCUGGACCUGGGUCCUGGCCUUCAUAUGUUUAUGCUCAAUCAGCACUAUAUCCUAUGGCGAAUAGUGCAGCUCAGGAUAUUUUUGGUAUUAUUCCUGGUGAUACAGACUACAGAAUGUUUGCCCAAGAUUUUGGCGAUAUUCCUGGACUGGAUAUUAUCUUCCUCCUUGGUGGUUAUUUUUAUCAUACCGCAUCUGAUACUGUUGAAAGACUAUUACCUGGAAGCAUUCAAGCACGUGGAGACAAUUUAUUAAGAAUAAUCAGAGCCUUCACAAACUCAUCUAACCUGCAAAAUGCACAUGAGAGGAGAUUAAGAUCUGCUGUCUAUACAUCUGACAAUGAACAUGCAGUUUUCUUUGAUUACUUGUCAUGGUUCUUGAUUUACUAUUCAAGAGAGCAAGCUAUGCUACUUCACAGUUUUCCUCUUGUCAUCUUUUUUCUUGCGCCACUUCUCUUACGCUUUCCGACUUGGGGACUGACUUGUUGUUUUGCAACCUUUAAUGAUUUUCUUAAAGGAAUGUUGUAUCAUACUUUUGCAAUUUUGCUAGGAAUUGUUUUUCCAGUUGCCUUUGCUGUCAUAAGACUGCUGUUUUCUGGUCAGUCGAUGAACUGCAAUAUCUGCAAGGUGUCUUCUCACCAGAAUGCAUUCAUCAAGCAAAGACAGAUAACCGAUGCAGCUCUAAUUGCUAAUGAGGUCUUGGAUUGGAGGAUUAAAAAUGGGGAACCUGGUGUGAUGUGUAAAUUGGACAUAGAGAAGGCAUUUGAUCAACUUAAUUGGUCCUACUUGCUUUCUAUUUUGAGGAAAAUGGGGUUUGGGGACAAAUGGUUGAAGUGGAUCAAGUAUUGCAUCUCUACCGUCAAGUACUCAGUCUUAGUGAACAAAGGUCCUGUGGGCUUCUUCUCUCCUCAAAAAGGUAUAAGGCAAGGGGAUCCACUCUGUCCUUUCUUGUUCAUACUAGCCAUGGAGGGUUUAAGUAAAAUAAUUGAAAAGGCCAGGCAAAUGCAGUGGAUUCAGGGAUUCAAUGUAGGUACAAACAUUGGGAACAUUAUUACUAUAUCACACUUAUUGUAUGCAGAUGAUACUCUGAUCUUCUGUGAGAAAUCAUGGGGUGCAGUAUUGGAACACUACCUAGUACCUACUUGGGCCUACCACUGGGAGCUAAAUUCAAAAGCUGUGAGAUUUGGAAUGGAGUUGUGGAAAAUUUCAGAAGAGGUGCUAAAAAAGCUGGACAAAUUAAGGAGAGACUUUUUAUGGGAGGGGAAUAGCAGUUCUCACAAAUUUCAUCUGGUAAAGUGGGACAAAGUCGUGCAGCCCGAGUGCAAUGGUGGGUUGGGGCUCAGAGAUCUUGUCAUGCAAAAUAAGUGUCUGCUAAUGAAGUGGUUAUGGAGGUAUGGUACAGAUGAUACAAGUCUUUGGAAGAAGGUGAUCAAAGCUAAACAUGGGGAAAAGGAUAAUUGGAGCACUAAAAUUGUCAAUGCCCCCUACGGAGUAGGACCUUGGAAGUAUAUUAGCAAGUUAGGGAAUGAAUUUUUCCAGAAUGUCCAUUUCAAGCCGGGCAAUGGAGCUCACAUCAAAUUCUGA